This is a messenger RNA of Prunus armeniaca (apricot), 2031 nucleotides long. The record is from the annotation of a GenBank genome assembly. NCBI's taxonomy places the organism in Eukaryota, Viridiplantae, Streptophyta, Magnoliopsida, Rosales, Rosaceae.
AUGGUGUUGCAGAAGAGGUUGGACUACGGAUUUAAUGGCUAUCAGGUGCCUGCCACUCCUCGAGCUACCAGAUCAGCAAGGAGGAGAGGUGCAAUUAGAAAGAGAGUUGACGACAAUUCAAUGGGUGCCUUUGACUUGUUGGCCACCAUAGCUGGCAAGUUAUUGCUCGAGGGAGAGAGUUCUCCUGCUUCCAGUCAUACGUCAAAAGAUCAGUGUGCAGGUACGAAGGAAAAUUGUCUGGAUGGUGACAAACCAUUGAAAGUGGAACCUUGCGAUCAAGGCAGCUGUGAUAGGAGAAUCCCUGUAUCUGAUCAUAUCUCACAAGGUCCGAAUCAAAGUUCGUGCUCCAAGGAGUCUCCUGUUCAUCAGAAUGAAAGCUCUGUUAUGACAACUUCCAAUUGCUCGGAGAGGUUUGCUUCUGAUAUGUUGGUGAGUGGAAAAUGCAAGAAUGAGACGGGAAGUUUUACGAGUAAAAUAGAAGCAGGCUCUUCUGGCUGCAGGGAGGCUGGUGAAUUUAAGUUAGAUGGUGAAGUUAAAACAUUAAUAAAAGAUGAGACCAAUAAGAGUGCGAAGGUGCUAAUUGGUACUGGGCCUGAUAUGUGCGGUUUAGAGGAUCCAGUGGUCUGGGAAGGGGAACCUCCUGCACUAGUUAGUUCAGAUAGUAGUACCAAGGUGCCUAUGUAUGUAGACCAUAUUCCUCAGAGAUCUUUCCCCACUAGCCGGGAUGAUGUAAAAGUAGUUAGUAGAGAUGAUGACGAAAACUCCUCUGGGUGUACUCACCCUGUUACCUCAAUAAAGUAUUCAAGGCCAGCGCCAUCGCGUAUUGGAGACCGACGAAUAAGGAAAAUAUUGGCUUCAAAAUAUUGGAAAGUGGCUCCGAAGUUGAAGGAUGAUAUACAUUCUAAUUCCUAUAGGGAUCAGAAACCAAAUUACCACAAUAGGAAGAAUUGUUACAAACGUCAAAGAUCUCAAAUGAAUAUUCCUUUUAAGAAGAGGAAGCUUUUCGACCGUAGUGCAGUUCUGAAUAUUGAUGAAGGUAUUAGUAGAGAGGGCUUCUUUGACUCCCGUGGUAAGGGAAUCACUGGAGAUGCUUCAUGUUCAAAGAUGCAAGGAGCCGCUAUGAAAUCUUCUUCGCUAGCAGGUCAACACUCUUCAUUCCAAUCAAGGAGUUCUCACGUGAAGCUCAGGAUCAAGUCUUUUAGGGUGCCCGAGCUAUUCAUAGAGAUCCCGGACACUGCAACUGUUGGUUCAUUGAAGAAGACGGUUAUGGACGCAGUGACAGCAGUACUUGGAGGUGGAGUAUGCGUUGGUGUACUUCUUCAGGGAAAGAAAGUGAGAGACGACAAUAAAACUUUACAGCAGACAGGAAUUUCUCAAGAUAACCAGCUAGAUUCCUUGGGAUUUACCUUGGAGCCUAACCCUUCCCAAACCCCUCCACCUCUAUGUUCUGGGGAUUCUCCCCGUAUGCUUCCUUGCGAUGUACUUCAGCCUUUAACAAGGUAUCCAUCUGGUCCUACCAGUGAAGCCUCACCUGAGCCUCAUACGGCCAGUUUAGGGAACUUCAUCGAAAGUGAUCAUGAUUCAGCACCCUCUCCAACUGAUAUGUCUGCUGAUAAAAGCACAACAGAUUCUAAAGCCCUGGUUGCUGUGCCAGAUAUGAGUGUAGAGGCACUAGCUGUGGUUCCUGGGCACAGGAAAUCAAAGCGGUUUGAUAUUGGGCAGCGCCGAAUCCGUCGACCAUUCUCUGUUGCUGAAGUGGAAGCACUUGUCCAAGCGGUUGAGAAACUUGGCACUGGAAGGUGGCGUGAUGUUAAGCUACGAGCUUUUGAUAAUGCUAAGCAUCGAACAUAUGUGGAUUUGAAGGAUAAGUGGAAAACACUCGUACACACGGCAAGAAUAUCUCCUCAACAAAGGAGGGGAGAACCUGUCCCCCAAGAGCUCUUGGACAGGGUCCUAACAGCCCAUGCAUACUGGUCCCAGCAGCAAGCCAAACAACAGCUCAAACAGCCCGAGACUUGCCUUCUCGUCUGA